UCUGCUCUUUCGUAACUAGCUCAGCUCACAUAUGAAGAAUAGAUUAUUUUUUUUCUGAAAAUUCUAUGGAUUGGCUCGUAAAAUUUUCAUAGAUAUUCUCCAGAUUCUCCAAUUGCUCUAAAAUCAUGGCGUUACUUCGCCAAAAACUACCAUCAUUUGUUCUCUCAUCGUCCAACAAUUCCCUCCGCUCAUCCAUACGAAAACUAAACUCAAUUUCAGCUGAACUUAUCAACGAUGAUGCUACUGUUAAUUCAAUUUGCGACUCAUUCAGAAGACGCGAAAGCUGGGACACUCUUACUCGAAAUUUCGAGAUGCUCGAACUGAACGAUUUCUUGGUUCAGAAAGUUUUGCUUAACUUCCAGCAACCUGUUGAUGCCGAACGAGCUCUGGGGUUCUUCCACUGGUCGGCCAAGAGGAAGAAUUUCAGUCAUGGGCCUCGACCUUACUGUAUUAUGGUUCACAUUUUAGUAAAAGCGCGGCUGGUGAUCGAUGCCCGGGCUUUGCUGGAGUCAAUUUUGAAGAAAAAUGAGGGCAACUCUUUCUAUUUCUCUGUUGUGGAUUCGCUACUGGAUACUUAUGAGGUGACUUCUUCAUCCCCUUUAGUGUUCGAUCUAUUGGUUCAGAUUUGUGCUAAAUUGAGAUUGAUUGACUUUGCUUUGAGUGUGUGUUCCCAUUUGGAGGGACGUGGUUUCUCGUUGAGUCUGAUUAGUUUCAACACUUUGAUUCAUGUUGUGGAAAAAUCUGACGAGAAUCAUAAGGUGUGGAAGAUUUAUGAGCAAAUGAUUCAGAAAAGAGUUUACCCAAACGUAGUUACUGUUAGAAUCAUGGUCAGUUCGUUGUGCAAGGAGGGUAAAUUGCAAGAAACUUCUGAUAUGUUGAAUAUAAUCCAUGGGAGUCGUUGCUCUCCUUCUUUGAUUGUCAAUGCUUGUUUAAUUUACAGGAUUUUGGAGGAGGGAAGAGUUGAUGAUGGUAUAAUGUUGUUGAAGAGGAUGUUGCUGAAAAAUAUGGUUCUUGAUGACAUUGCUUAUUCRCUAAUUGUUUAUGCUAAAGUAAAACAGGGGAACAUAACUUCUGCAUGGGAAGUGUUUGAGGAAAUGUCUAAAAGAGGAUUUCAGGCAAAUUCUUUCAUUUAUACCUUGUUCAUAGGUGCACAUUGUAGAGAGGGAAAGAUUGAAGAAGCUAAUAGCUUGAUGCAAGAGAUGGAAAACAUGGGUUUGAAGCCAUAUCCUGAGACCUUCAAUCUUCUCAUUGAAGGGUGUGCUACAGCAGGAAAUGCAGAAGAAAGCUUGAGAAUGUGYGAGAGAAUGUUGGAAAGAGGGUUUCUUCCCAGUUGUUCAGCUUUCAAUGUGGCAACAGCCAAAGUUUUUGAGGGAGGAGAUUUGGAAAAGGCUAAUGCAAUGUUGACCAUUUUAUUAGAUAACGGGUUUUCACCUGAUGAAACCACUUACACCAAUCUUAUCGUGGGAUAUGGGAAAAAGGGUGAAAUUCAAGAAAUUCUUAAGCUUUUCAAUGAAAUGGAAGCCAGAUUACUGUCUCCUGGAGUGUCAGUUUUCUUGGCACUCAUUGCGAGCUUCUGCCAAUCUGGGAAACUGGUGGAAGCAGAGAAAUAUUUGAAGGUUAUGAAAGAUCGUUCGUUAGCACCAAGUGCGUUGACGUGGAACUGAACUGACACGCUAAUAUGGAUUCUCAUCUCUGACAGAGUCAGUAUGCAUUCAAAAGAGUUACUCAUUCUGAAGGUAAUUAUUGGUGUCUUUUAUUUACUUUUUCACUUAUUUUUACUAAGAAAGAAACCAAUUCUCUUAUAAACUCAACACUUAAAAGUAAAUAAUUAACUUGUAAUUUAGCCAGGUGGAACUUUUAUCUUCCAGAAACCAGUGGUCAUACUUYCUAUUGGUUCAUUGGCUGCAUGUGCUAAUUCUUGAGGCUACUUUUUUGCAUUUCAGUCGGUACAUAAAUGAAAUUAUUUCGUCGGGAGCUAUGGCUUUUCCCGAUGAAAUGAAAUGUGUCUGGAAAAAUUUUCAUUGGGAAAGAGGUAAAUYGUUGUAGUGCAUGUUGCUUCUCUCUUUUGUCGAUGAGAAACUUUUCGGUUAGCUUCUCUGGUGCUGUUUCCAAUGAAUUCUUCGGUUAGUUUUCUUUUCACAUUUCAGCUCCACCUCUAAUGGGAUCUUAGAGAUAUAAGGUAAGAUCUCGCAUGUGGUAGAGUGUACCUUUAGGGUUGAAGUUGAAAGGAAGAUACAGAGCUCCACUAU
Messenger RNA from Momordica charantia (bitter melon), 2249 nucleotides. Its product is annotated as Pentatricopeptide repeat (PPR) superfamily protein. Lineage: Eukaryota; Viridiplantae; Streptophyta; Magnoliopsida; Cucurbitales; Cucurbitaceae. The record is from RefSeq and is a predicted model, not a curated record. Gene Ontology annotation, molecular function: protein binding.